AUGAGUUAUCUGAGAGAAAGGGCUGCUUCCCGAGACUAUCUGCGGAAGUUUGCAGUGGCGAAUGCUAGUGGUCCAGGCAAUCAAACCAUAUACAGCCUUGCACAGUGCACGCCGGACUUGUCGAACAAGGAUUGUGACAUUUGCCUGAGAGGGGCAAUCUCUGAUAUUUCUAAAUGUUGUGACGGAAAGAGAGGAAAGAGAAACAAGUCAUCAAGGAUUGUUACUGCCGCGGUUGUUGCCUUCACCGCAGGACUCACCUUACUCAUCUUCAUCGUUGUAAUAUAUUUAAAACCAAUGAGGAGACCCAAUAAAAUUGGAACUGAAGCUAAGGAUGCUGCCGACUCAUUGCAAAUGGACUUUGAAACCAUCGGAAUGGCAACAAAUGAUUUUGCUGAUGCAAAUAAGCUUGGACAAGGUGGAUUUGGAGCUGUUUACUUGGGUAGGUUGUGUAAUGGACAAAAGAUUACUGUAAAAAGGUUGAGCAGGAAUUCUGGGCAAGGUGAUGUGGAGUUUAAGAAUGAAGUGUUGCUAAUGGCCAAGCUACAGCAUCGGAAUUUAGUCAAGCUCCUUGGUUUUUGUCCUAAGAAAGAAGAAAGGCUUCUUGUUUAUGAGUUCCUUCCUAACAAAAGCCUUGAUUACUUCAUUUUUGGUAUGUUAACUAAUGCUAAUCUUCCAUGUCUUCCUUUCUUUUAA
This is a messenger RNA of Neltuma alba, 693 nucleotides long. RefSeq names its product cysteine-rich receptor-like protein kinase 27. The record is from RefSeq and is a predicted model, not a curated record. Gene Ontology annotation, molecular function: protein serine/threonine kinase activity; ATP binding. Bases 1 to 693 code for a protein of 230 amino acids. NCBI's taxonomy places the organism in Eukaryota, Viridiplantae, Streptophyta, Magnoliopsida, Fabales, Fabaceae. Gene Ontology annotation, biological process: protein phosphorylation. Gene Ontology annotation, cellular component: plasma membrane. The transcript has 4 exons.